Molecule: messenger RNA, 2135 nt
Organism: Patiria miniata (bat star)
Lineage: Eukaryota; Metazoa; Echinodermata; Asteroidea; Valvatida; Asterinidae
Product: UDP-glucuronosyltransferase 2B10-like
Exons: 5
Coding region: 362-2029 (555 amino acids)
Molecular function (GO): UDP-glycosyltransferase activity
Source: RefSeq, a predicted model, not a curated record
CUUUUAUCCCUUUUUCUAAAGAUCCUCUUCUGGGGUGAUGUUUCUCUAUUAUUGAAUAGUAUGGUAUGGUCAGAGCGAUCUUUUGUGCUGGCAGCUGCUGCGCGUGUUAGUCUUGUACACAUGUUUUGAACAUAGUUCGACUUUAUUGUUUGCUGUUACCCUGCUUGAUCAAAAUAUACGGAGCUUUGUUUUUUACAUUGUACGGUUUUGGUUCGUAAAAUGUAUUCCUGUAAAUUAUAUUCCAUCACCAAUUUCCUAUAUUGUAGAGUUAGUGCAUGAUGUUUUCAAUUGCAAUUCAAGAUUUGGUAUACCUCAGACGGUAUCCUUGCUUUCUUCCCGUUUAGACAAGAGGGCCGACGUGAUGUCUUCAAAACUUGUCACCGUGCUCCUACUGAUGACGUCCUGUUUGUUGGUGCCACCGGUACACAGCACCACAGGAGAGGUGGAGCCGCCAGAUUCCAAGAAGUACACAUUUUUGUACUUCGUUUCCAUGAUUGGUGGCAGUCAUUAUCCAUCUCUGUCCAUGUCUGGUAAGGAGCUAAUGAGACAGGGUCACAGGGUGGUGUCGCUGUUCAGCAGCUCCAGCCCUCCCCAGAUGCACACGGCCGACGCCGACAUCUUCACCACGGUGGUAUACACCUCGUCCGUCACGCCGCACCAUCGGGCCGACGUCAUGGCCCAUCUCGGCAAGCUGUUCGCCACGGGCGUCGUGACGACCUUCUGGGGUCCGCUGAUCGCAGGCGUCAGGGGCGACAUCCCCGAUGAGCUAAGCACCGGGGACAUGUGGCUACGCGAGUGCGACGAUCUGUUGGGAGAUGCGGCAACCAUGAAGAGGCUCCGGGAAGAGAAAUUCGACAUGCUGGUUGCUGAUGACUUCAUCCCGUGCAUUCCGCUCCUGGCACAGGCUCUAAACAUUCCCUUCAUCUACAACUGUGCUGGCCACGCAGUUCCCUGCGAACACGGCAUGUGGGCGGGGUUACCAAUCGAUCCCUCCUACAUCCCGGAGCGUGUGCUCGGUCUCACAGACAGAAUGACAUUCCUCCAGCGUGUGCAAAACGUCCUGGCACACACCUUCUACAAAUUCUGGUGGUUCAUGAUUUUCGACUUCAGACGCUUCGACCAGUUGAAAGUCAAGUACAACAUCCGACCUGAGCUCGGCACCUAUGAAUCCAACAAGCAAGCGUCUCUCUAUAUGUUCGAUGGGAGCUUCGCCUUGGAGUUCCCGCGACCCAUGCAGCCAAAUACUAUUUACGUUCUGUUCACAGCCGGUUCGGCUCCAAAUAAAACGAUCGAAGCCGAUGUGGCUGAGUUUCUGGACACAGCUCCCAGCGGCGUGGCUUUGUUCUCACUAGGCACACACGUUGGAAGUAUGGAGCGAGAAAAAGCCCAAGUCCUUGCCGACGGCUUGGCCUUGCUACCAGUCCGGGUGCUGUGGCAGACCUCAGCUCCUUUACCCGCCGGCGUCCGGCUGGCAGUCAACACUAAAGUCGUCCGGUGGCUGCCAAUGUCGCAGGUCAUGGAACAUCCGAACGUUAAAGUGUUAGUGAGUCACGGUGGAGGCUUCAGCAUGUACGAGGCGUUGUGGGCCGGACUGCCCAUGGUGGGCCUACCGUUCUUCGGAGAUCAGAUGGACAAUCUGGACCGGCUCGAAGACCGUGGGGUCGGCCUGCGGCUUGACAUCACCACUAUCACACCCGAUGUUUUGAACCAGACCAUCCACAAUGUCAUCACCGAUCCAAAAUUCCGUACCAACGCACGGCGUCUAUCCCUGAUAAUGCGAGACCUGCAGACCAUGUCGCCCCCAGUGAAGACGGCAGCCCACUGGAUCCUCCACGUCACCAAGUUCGGCGGUGAUCAUCUACGACCGGCCGUCCAAGACCUGAAUUACAUCCAGAGGAAUCUCAUAGAUGUCUACCUCUUCAUUUUGGCCGUCUUGGCUUUGAUCGUAUGGGUAAACCUUUCAUUGUGUUACUACUGCUGCAGAUGCAUGUGCGGCAGGGCAGGGAAAAACCAUCUAAAAAAGGACUAAUUAUUAUGCACGCGUAAAUGGAAAUUAUUGCUGGUAAAUCUUGUAAACAAUCGUUGUAAUUAUAUGUUAAAUAUAGGUCGCCUUUAUUGUAUUGCUGAUAUUUCAU